AUGCCCAUGCUUAUCAACAAUGAAAUAUUUAAUUAUUUGCAGCAACAAACACCUGCUUUCAAGUGCUUAACGGUUACAGAUGGACAUACGACAGCCCUUGCGUUAUUCCACACUGUCGGAAACUUCCAUUGGGAUGCAAAACUGGUGCUAACUCUAGCAGCUUUUGCUCUCAACUAUGGAGAAUUCUGGCUUCCGGCUAAAAUCUACUCAUCAAACCAACUAGAAAAAUCUAUGGCUAUCCUUAAACAAGUUCCAACAAUCAUUGAGCAUACGGCUCCAUUAAAACCUCGAUUUGAAGCUCUUAAGAAACUAAUCCAUUCAAUUCUGGAACUUACCAUAUGUAUUGUCCAAUUCAAGGAGCUUCCAUCUAUGUACAUAACUCCUGAUAUGCCGACCAUGUCAUCAGCAAUCAAUACCAUGCUGACAGCUGUCUACUGGAACAUCAGAGGCAUUAUCACUUGUGCUACACAGAUUGCUCAAUUGACUAGCAUGGGCCAUGAAUAUGGGAUUUCAUCAACAGAGAUGCAAUCAUGGGAACUAUCGUCAUUGACUUCAAAGAUUGAUCAUAUGCAUGAGUUUCUCAGGCGACAGUUGGAGAAUUGCAAUCGUAUUGUUGGAGAAAAGAAAGAAAUUGAAUUCAGGAGGUCUUUCAAACAGCUGUUUGAAACAAGCCAUAUGGAUAACAUGAAAAUCCUCAAAAUCUUGAUUAGUCCAAGGGAUGAUAUACAACCACUCUUCGAUGGCAAUACAAAGAUGAAGGUUAGUCUGGAAGUCCUAAGGAGGAGGAACGUGUUGUUGUUGAUAUCAGGGCUAGACAUGUCUCGUGAGGAGCUUUCGAUUCUUGAAGAAAUUUACAACGAGUCCCGCAUUCACGGAUCAAGGACGAAUGCUCUUUAUGAAGACAGGUGGCAUUUUAGAAAAAGGCCUAUAUUAGUGGUGUUGGAUCCACAGGGAAGGGAGUUGAGCCCUAUUAUGCAACAGAUCAAGAAACUUCUAAGCUAUGACAAAGAUGGAUCAUGGGCUUUGUUGUGUAGAGGGUCAAAGAUUCUGACUAAUGGAAAUGGAACCACAAUGAUGCAAACACCAUCUGACUUUGAUAUGUGGAAGAAAGAUAUUGAAACAAAGGGGUUUGAUUUGUCGUUUAUGGAGUACCAUGAUAAGCUUCAUGUUGCAGCGAAUAAUUGUUGUAGAUUUGAGUUUCCAGUAGCAGCAAGUAGAGUCCCUGAUGGGAUGCGGUGCCCUGAGUGUCAUCGUGUCAUGGAGAAAUACAUUGCUUUUCUUUGUUGCCAUGAUCAAGAUGGCCCACUUGAACUCGAUUGA
Lactuca sativa (garden lettuce) is the source of this 1320-nucleotide messenger RNA. Its product is annotated as protein SIEVE ELEMENT OCCLUSION B. Gene Ontology annotation, biological process: phloem development. NCBI's taxonomy places the organism in Eukaryota, Viridiplantae, Streptophyta, Magnoliopsida, Asterales, Asteraceae. The record is from RefSeq and is a predicted model, not a curated record.